UUUAUUUAAGAAAUUAUGUCAGUGAUUAUAGUUUUCGGUUUAGUGUUUUUGUCAGCCUAUUUUCUAACGAAAUGGUAUAAAAUAUUUUUGACCGGCAUACAAAUGCCGGGACCCUUGGCUGUGCCCAUGAUGGGCAAUGUACAAAUGAUAACAAAAUUAACACCAGAAAAACUUCUCUUUCACAUACAAAACUUUCGCGAAACUUGCGGUCAAUCUUUUCGUUUAUGGCUGGGUCCCCAACUUUGGGUAUUUUUACAUACACCCGAAGAAAAUCGGGAUGCAUUGCAGGACUCUACUUUAAGGAAAGCCAAUACUUUUUUGCUUUUAGAUAAACUAAUAGGAAAUGGUUUAUUAAUCAGUCAUGGAAAAUAUUGGGAAACGCACCGCAAAGCUUUAGGACCCGCCUUUCAUCCCAAUAUUUUGAAUAGUUUCUCAGAAACUAUUUGCCAACAUGCUGGGAUUUUGGUGGAAAUAUUAAGAAAUUUGAAAUCAAAUCCGGUGGAAAUAACAGACUAUUUAUUUCCCUGUAUAAUGGAUGCCAUAAUUGAUACCUCGAUGGGUAAAAAUUUACAAAUACAAAAGGAUCAAAAUAAUCAAUAUACUCAUGCAUUUCAUAGAACCAGUGAAUUGCUGUUCGACCGAAUGACCAAUCCUUUACUAUUUACCGAUUUUAUUUACAACAAAACCUCAGCCUCCAAAGAAUUAGAUAAAUAUCUCAAUAUAAUACACAAAUUAAUGGAAUCAGUCAUAGAAGAGCGUCAGGAAUAUUUAAAACAAUUAAAAGAAUGUACAGAGGCGUCCUUUGAAAGCAGCAACAAUAAAAGAAAAAAACCACAAUGUCUUUUAGACACUUUGCUAACUGUGGAAAUCGAACAACAGCCUUUAUCGUUGAAAGAAAUCAGAGAUGAAGUCAAUACUUUUGUGUUUGCGGGUGUUGACACCACCACGGCUGCCAUGUCUUAUGUUUUAUAUGCCUUGGGCAAACAUCUUGGGGAGCAACAGAAAUUAGUCCAAGAAUUACAGCAACAUAAUUUGGAAUAUUCAGAAUACCUAACAGCUGCACAACUCAACAAAUUGGAAUAUCUGGAUAUGUUUAUGAAAGAGUGUUUAAGAUUCUAUACCAUUGUACCCCUGACGGGCAGACAAACCACCCAGCCCACCAAAAUUGGCCAACGUACUUAUGCGGCCGGCAUUACUCUAUGGAUUAAUAUGUAUGGUUUGGCUCAUGAUAGUACUCUCUUCGAGGAUCCCAUGAGUUUUAAACCUUUGCGUUUUUCAAAGGAAAAUUAUGAGCAAGUCACCAAAUUUAGUUAUAUACCGUUUUCGGCUGGUCCUCAUAUAUGCAUUGGACGUAAAUAUGCUUUUCUGAUUAUGAAAAUUUUAACUGUGAAAAUUUUACAAAAAUUUGUGGUCACACUCAAGGAUCCCCGGGAGGAGUUGGUGUUAAUGUCACAAAUGGUAUUGAAGGCUAAAAAUGGCAUAAAUUUGGUGUUUAAAGAGAGGGUAUGAACAAAUUAAAGCAGAAAUAAACAAAAGCGAUAUAAAAAUUAACACGAAA
Molecule: messenger RNA, 1558 nt
Organism: Calliphora vicina (urban bluebottle blowfly)
Lineage: Eukaryota; Metazoa; Arthropoda; Insecta; Diptera; Calliphoridae
Gene: Cyp311a1
Product: probable cytochrome P450 311a1
Exons: 5
Coding region: 16-1509 (497 amino acids)
Molecular function (GO): iron ion binding; monooxygenase activity; heme binding
Source: RefSeq, a predicted model, not a curated record